Cinara cedri is the source of this 1135-nucleotide messenger RNA. The record is from the annotation of a GenBank genome assembly. NCBI's taxonomy places the organism in Eukaryota, Metazoa, Arthropoda, Insecta, Hemiptera, Aphididae.
GCGAGAUAUAAUUAUGAAGACUACAUAUAUGAAUUAAAACAAAAAUUACAAGAAACGUACAAGACAGCCAGAGAUAAUAUAAUAAAUAGCAAGGAAAAAUCAAAAGGAAAAUACGAUCAGGGACAGCAACAAAUACAUAUAGAAGUUGAUGAUCAAGUUUGGGUGAAGAACCACCAACAAAAGAGAAAAUUAGGACCUAAGUGGGUUGGUCUUUACAGUGUGAUACAGUUACACGGCAAUGAAAAUAUUACCAUCCAACGAGGUAGAAAGGAAAUUAAAUUACAUAAAAACGAGGUUAAACUCGCAACUAACACGUAAUAUUUAAAUACCAGAUAAUACAGAUUUUUGUGUAUACAAACAACUAUUUAUCCGAUUUAUUAUUCGUACAUAAUAUAUAGAUUUAUUAUUUUUUUUUUAUUCUCUCAGAAUAAUAUUUGGAAAAACAAAAGCGAAUCAAUUCAACAUAACCCCUAUAUACAACCCAUCAGGGAUAAUAACCUACGUGUACUUAUCCAAUUUAUUAUUCGUACAUAAUAUAUAAAUUUGUUUUUUUUCUCUUCUCUUCAUUUCUUCUAUUUGUUCUCUUUCAAAUUAUUUCGGUAUUUCUUUUUUCAGAAUUAUAUUUGGAAAAACAAAAGCAAAUCAAUUCAACAUAACCCCUAUAUACAACCCAUCAGGGAUAUAUUUCCACUCAAUUAAUAACCUACGUGUAGAUAAUUCAUUUUGGCGAUUCCUCACUUACGUUAAUAUAACUAAUUAUAAUGAAAAAUAUGGUAAAAUCGUUAAUAUGAUUAAGCAAAUAGGAGAAUCCUGUAAACUAAGUCAAUCCCUGGAAGUAACAUCUUUCCAACGUACUUGUGGUCAGUACAAACAUCAGACAAAUAGUUUUUUAACAGAAAUCAAUAAUAAUAUAGAACACAUAAUGAGAAUUAUAGAGUCCCCAAAAGACAACCAUCGUGAAAAGAGAGGUUUAAUAAAUGCAGUUGGCAGAUUAGCGAAUGUCUUAUUCGGAGUUUGCGACGAUGCCGACGCAGAGUAUUUCUAUGAUAGAAUAAAAGAUUUAGAAAAUUCGAAAUUACGGGUUUUGCAGUUAGUCGACACUCAAACCCAAAUUAUGCGAUCAAUAAUAGCAAAC